GUAGUUGAAUGUCAGUUUAACAGUCAAGCCCCCCCUCCCCAUCCAUCCAUCACGCACGCGCGCUCACGCACGUGGCGAGUCCAGGCUUCAUAAACAAGCCGCCGCCACUUGGCUGCUCAGUGCUCCCACUGAUCCCACAUCAGUGCAGCGGCUCCCGGAGGAAGAUGGCACUGGCCGACACAGAGCGCGGAGGGUCCAACUGCGGCGGAGACUCCUGCUCCCCGUUCUCGGAGAUCAUCGAGCUGAACGUCGGCGGACAGGUUUACGUGACCAGACACAAAACUCUCGUCGCCGUCCCGGACUCGCUGCUGUGGAGCAUGUUCAGCAAGAAGUCACCCAAGGAGUUGGCGAGGGACAGCAAGGGGCGCUUCUUCUUGGACAGGGACGGCUUCUUGUUCCGCUACAUCCUAGACUACCUCCGGGACCUGAACUUGGUGCUGCCGGACUACUUCCCCGAGAAGAGUCGACUGCAGAGGGAGGCGGACUUUUUCCAGCUGCGGGACCUCGCCAAACGCCUCAGCCCCCGCGUGAGUAAGGACAACUCCAUCAGCGAGGAGAUCAGCCAGAGCGACACGGAGGAAGGCGCGCUGCAGUGCGGCUCCUCCGGCGCUGUGGAGACUUUACGCACCAUGUCGGUCGGCGGGGCCGUGCGCUCCCCGUCUCUGGACUCCAGAAAGUCGGGCUACAUCACGGUGGGGUACCGCGGCUCGUACACCAUCGGCAGAGACAUCCAGACCGACGCCAAAUUCCGGAGAGUGGCGCGCAUCACGGUCUGCGGGAAGACGUCUCUCGCCAAAGAAGUGUUCGGAGACACGCUGAACGAGAGCAGAGACCCGGACAGGCCGCCGGAGAGAUACACGUCCCGGUACUAUCUCAAGUAUAAUUUUCUGGAGCAGGCUUUUGACAAGCUGACAGAGGCGGGCUUCCACAUGGUGGCCUGCAGCUCCACGGGCACCUGCGCCUACACCAGCAACGACCCCAACGAGGACAAAAUAUGGACAAGUUACACCGAGUACGUCUUCUGCCGGGAAUAACAAACAAGCCAAACACGACGCGUCGAUGUAAAUAGACAUUUCAUAAUCCAGAGGGGGAAUGUCUUUUAACAGUAAUUGCAUUUGCAGUGUUGAAGGGUUGCCAGUGGCCGGCAGUGACUGCAACAUGUUGACCCCGUUAUUCUAAGAAGUGUCUAAACGCCCCUGAACACAUUCUACACCAUCAUGUGAUGUUCAAACUGUGAAGAGCAUCAUCCAAAAGUACCACCUGCGGGGGGGAGACCCCCCCAAACAACGAGAUGCCAUCCCAUAGUGCAUGUCAGUGUUUCAGUCACAUCUGACUCAGUGCUGUGUGAGUGGAUCCGACAGGAGACAAGCAGCAACCAGUAUCCAGUGUCAUUGUGACUUCUAGGCUUCACAUGUUUGGGCCAGUUUUUUUUUUUUUUUUUUAGUAUUAUCUAUAAUAGGUCCUUAUGAGCAGUUUCUAUCACUGACAUGAUUGUAAGUGUAUGUGCUUGCUUGGUAGCAGUUGUGUUUGUUAAACCUGUUCCGAUGAAAUAAAGUCUCUCUAUUAUUCUCA
This is a messenger RNA of Acanthopagrus latus (yellowfin seabream), 1572 nucleotides long. It is a transcript of the gene kctd12.1, whose product is annotated as potassium channel tetramerisation domain containing 12.1. The record is from RefSeq and is a predicted model, not a curated record. Gene Ontology annotation, molecular function: protein binding. The coding region runs from base 165 to 1034 and encodes 289 amino acids. The transcript has a single exon. Gene Ontology annotation, biological process: regulation of G protein-coupled receptor signaling pathway; protein homooligomerization. Lineage: Eukaryota; Metazoa; Chordata; Actinopteri; Spariformes; Sparidae. Gene Ontology annotation, cellular component: presynaptic membrane; postsynaptic membrane.